AUGCGAGGCACCAUAGAACGCUUGGUCUUUCUCUUGGAGAGUUCGUCGGGCGAGGUCCAGGCACCCGCCUGCCGUGCGCUUGAGAGAAUUGCAUGUGCCAGCAAGACAGGAAUGCAAGCUCUUUUGGUCUGCGAGCCCCUUGCAGCUCUGAAGGAGUUGAUGGAAAGUGAUGAGCCAGCACUGCAGCUAGAAAGCACGGUGUUGGUGGCCAAUACGAUCGCAUUUGGAGGUCCACAUGUGGAGGAGGUUUUGAAAGCAGGCUCCAUGGAUGAGACACCCUCGAGCGCAGGUGGCAGUCCGAAAAGCCAAGCCCGAAAGAAAGAGAGAAGGUUGCCCACCUGGGGCCAGCUCGAGUCAAGGAAGGUGAAUGCCGCUUGCGCCAUGGAUCGGGUGGAGUUUCUCGCGAGCACUAGGAAUCGUUUCACGGAGUUCAGAGCUUCAGAAGCAAACGAGAUGAGGCAAGCCAUUCGUUCCAGGAGCACGCCGAGCAUGUACAUGCGGCGCACCCUGUCGUCAAGCGCUGAGGGUGCUGCUGAAGUACUGACAAAGCAGAACACGACGCUCACCACUGCCAAGACAAAUGUGCUCCGUUUAGAAGCUCUCAACAAGUUUAUUGUGGAGAAGGAGAAGCACACAGGAGGCAAAAAGCAAGAACAAGCUGCACUCAGUUUUGCAAGAAAGUCCCAGCCCAUCGUCAAGCCGUACCCCAUGUACGAUGAACUCUACAAUCUACCGCUACGGGAUCCAGAUCGACCUCGAGAAUUUCCAGUCAGUGCAGCGACUUGGCGAUUUUGCUGA
Cladocopium goreaui is the source of this 798-nucleotide messenger RNA. Lineage: Eukaryota; Dinophyceae; Suessiales; Symbiodiniaceae. The record is from the annotation of a GenBank genome assembly.